UCUCUCCCGCACUCCCGGUGCCAUCGUGAGUCCGUGACCCUCGUCGAGGCAGGGCUUGGCUUAUUUCGGAUAUUUAAGGCCAUGGCGUCCAUUGUGCGCUCCCGACAGGACGGUGGCCAACCUCUCCCAGUCGCAAGCACCACCCAGAAUAUCAAGCCUGCCAUUGCCUCCUUGACUCAACAACACCUGGAUAGUUUUCAUCUCGAAGGCUCGGCUAUCAAGGAAAACACACGCCAGGGCCGUGUCAACAACUGCCCAGGACGCAAAUCUAAGUUUCACCCGUCGGCCGAACCCGGUUGUCAAGUCCUGCCCACAACCCCCAGCGGCAGGCAACCGCUUGCAGACCACUCUAACAAAUCCUCUGGCGCUGGCGCAAACGCUAUUACGCAAAGCGCAAGAUCAGACUUUGAGAGCAAUAAUUGCCUUGCCUUGGCCAGCCUGCAGCUUCCUGGUGCCCAGGAGCAACUGUCAAAGCACCAGGAAGGUCAGUUCGAGUGGCUACUUUCAGUCCCAGUAAAGGCGUCCGGCAAACAGGGCAGGUCUGAGGUCGACUUUGAGGGCGGCUCAGAACUGCGCCAGGGUAGUAAGAAGUUGUACUUCGGAUGCAAUCUUGUCCACUGCAAGACGCAGUCCGGCACCUCGCUCGGUAAGGACAAGAAUCCGGCUAACGUGUAUACGCUGUUAGCAACUGGCGUUGAGGAAGAGUUCGCCAUGGCCGCCGCAGGAGGAAUCGAGGUUGCAAGCCCUUUGCAACCCGCACUGGAUGCCGAGGUUGAUGGCACUGUUGACCGUCUCCUUGCUCCCCAGCCAGCUAGGCCGCUGUCCCGGAUCGAGGAUUCGGUCGAAGAAUUGGAUAAGCUGGAAGAGCAGCUAGAAGCCAUCCAUGAGGUGGCUCAACUCGGCCGAGUGGCACCUCCCAAGACCCCUAAGUCUACUGCACAGGACACCACUGUAAGGGCGACAAGCUCGACGCCUCUGAAGCGAGCGACCUCGGUUAAGGAAGGUGCCAACACGGUUAAGGGCAAGGCAGUUGCACGCAGCUCGUCUGUUCGCAAGCCAACAUCUACAUCUGCAAGCGAGGAGGAUAAGUUGGCGGACACAGGCAUCGGUGAAACGAGUGCGCGCAAGGUCCCGAGACCCGCAAGCCUUCUCCCGCCGAAACCGCCAGCAAGGUCUAGCAAGCCUCCCACCGUACCCACAUUUGAGCUCCCUGGUGAAGCUGUGGCUCGUCGACUGAAGGAGCAGCGCGAAGCCCGCCGGUCGCAGCACAUCUCGCCCGAGCAAGCUGCCACCGUGGCGGCUACCUACUCACCUUCAAAGCCGCACGUAAAGUCCGCCAAACCCCCGACUCGGCCCACCUUUGAGCUGCCUGGUGAGGCCAUAUCUCGGCGGAAGCGGGAGGCACACGAGGCGAAGCUGCGCGCCCAAGAGGAGGAAGAGCGCAAGCGGCGCGAGUUCAAGGCAAGACCCAUCCGGGCCAACCUCGCACCGAGCUCAGCGCCACGCGAGACACUGGCGAGUUUGGCCAGGCAACAGCGGAUGGCGGGCGGCUCGUGCGACUCUACCAGCACCACCACCCCGACUCCUGCAGCCAAGAAGCGGCAAUCUAUGGUCCCCAGCGCCUCGUCGUUGUCCUCCAAGGCAGCAUCAUCAUCGACUCAGCCAGCCCGCGAGCGCGGCCGCGAUAAUCAGCCUCAGAAGCAGGCCAGCAGUCGCGGGACGUCGACGUCGACGAAUAGCAUCAACGGCGGCGGUAGCGAAAGUGUGAGCAGCAGCAAGCGCAGUACGGUCAGCGCCGAGGACGUGCAGCAGCAGAAGCUCAAAGGCAAGGAAAUUUUUGCCAAAGAUAACUCUUACACCGCAGAACGGGAGCGGGAGCGCCGUGAUAGGGAGGAGGCAGCGAAGCUGGCCAGACAGGAGGCGGCGGAGAGGUCGAGGCAGCUAAGCCGCGAGUGGGCCGAGAAGCAGAGGGCUAGAAAGGAGAGGGAGCGGGCGCGGGAAAAGCCGGCUGUUGCUUUGGCUGCGUGAGUUGCGAGUAUCCGGUUGUAUGGUUCCGGUGAUGUGCGAGGCAGUGGUGGAGUCUCGUUUGUCGAGCGUAUUGCAUUGCGGGUCGCGUUCUGGGAGUUUGUUCUAGGGUUGGCGGUGUAUUUGGUUUGUCUGCGCAUUGCUAUGUGAGUGGAAGAAGGCGGUUGCUGCAUUCCAGGAGGGCACAACGGCCAAGGUGUUUACGGAUGCCGUUCUUUAUUGGGGUUGGCUGGCAGGAGUUUUCAGAGUAUUGAUACCCUGCCUGGUUUGGAGUCGAGAAUAUGGCUAUUACCUGCUAGGGCUGACGAGGUGUGAGAGACGAGC
This is a messenger RNA of Canariomyces notabilis, 2349 nucleotides long. RefSeq lists its product as uncharacterized. The transcript is spliced from 3 exons. NCBI's taxonomy places the organism in Eukaryota, Fungi, Ascomycota, Sordariomycetes, Sordariales, Chaetomiaceae. The record is from RefSeq and is a predicted model, not a curated record. The coding region runs from base 82 to 2028 and encodes 648 amino acids.